AAAUAGCGACUACGGAAGAUGGUUACAAAAGAAGAACGCGAAGAGGUUCGCAAGAGUCUAUUCGCGGACUUUGAACAGCUCCGAACGAAGCCUGGGAAAACUCAGGAAAGUCAAUUCGAGCCCGCAUGAAUCUGGUCGCUAGAUAGAUACCAGGAUUGAACAGACUCGCACGAAAAAGAAACGAAGACAAUAGGAGGACGGCUACAUUACCUCUUGCCAAUAAGUGACACCAUUACGUAAAAGAAAUACACAAUAGAAUAAUAGUUCCACUCCAUGUUAGGGUAUUGCAAUCCGCAAUCGGCUUACAAAAACGCAAAUAAAACAAAGACAACUAACAUAAGAUACACACUUCACGAAAUACACAAUAUAAUAUGAUACGUACAAAGAUUACGUAACAAUACACUAAGAUACAGAAAGUGAAGAAAAAAACUUAACGUAAUAUAAAAUAAAAGAAAAAGUGGGACAGCUCUUUAUUUGUCCUUUCUAAUUUAAUAAAUAUUCAUUUCUUGUGAUAAAAAUGAGUUUUAUUUACAAAUUAUUAUUUAUAUAAGUGUUCUAUAUUACAAAUCGUUUCUCUACUAGCUAUUUUUUACUUUUUUUACAGUUUUUACCGUGGUUUUAAGGCAUUAAAAUUUUUGCAAUAUUAACAAUUAGCGUAUGAAUAUUUAUUAAUUUCUUCGCAUUUUGAUGCAGGUUUCAUUAAACGAAAUGCAUAUCUUUCGCACUGGCAAGCUUUUAAACUCAGGUGUUCCAUAUUAGGGGUGCCGGUACCCUAUCUCUAAAAAUUUAUCAUUGAUAAAAUCAAUCCUUACUUUUUUCAGAUAUUCGUAAUAUAGAAAUCUUCAACACUACCACAAUUCAUUUAUUGACAACAGAAUUUCAUGUUCAAUUUUGUAUGAAUGUAAUAGAUUUAUCUGUCAAAUUCUUUGUGCUACUUGAUUUGUAAAUAAUUGUAAAAUUAACAUCUAUUAUAUCAUUAUGUUGACGCGGUCGAGAAGGCGUUGGUUUUCGUUGCCACCACGCAACAAAUGUCACACUUGUAACCUAACUAACUGAUAAAAGAAGAAAUACGCAGUAAUGUUAAAUUAACAGUCAAAAUACGUAAAGGCAGUGGUGACUAUAACUUUAUUAUUUAAUUGUCGUUCGAAGUAAGGAAAUGGAAUUAAGUUUCAGCUCUAAAACAAUCGUAGCCAAAUUACUUUUUUAAAAAAUCUCGUUGUUUGAAAGUGAGAGAACAAAUCGGAAAGUAUUCCUGAUGCCAGGUUUUUGGCAUAAAUGCAGUUCAGCGUCCUACUUAAGAGCAUUAGAUGAAUAUGGAAACCGUAAAGGAGUAUCUAGGAUCUAUAAAUCCACAUUGGGUGGCCGUGGUGGCGACAGGCAUGUAUACUCAUCUUCGACAAAUUUGCAUAAUAGGCCUCUGUUUCGAUGACGAAAACAGUUCCCCUUUCGAUCCAUCUUACGCAUCGGUACUCUUCAUAUUUUCCGUACUGUGCCUUCUCGCGGAAUACAGACUUUGGCCUAGAACACUUAAGGAGCCACCAAUUCAACUUCUUUAUAUUUACGAAAUGCUGGUGGCUGCUUUGACCACAAAUUUAGCGACACAUGCCGUUUGGGUGCCAUUCAUGCGUGUCAUACGCUGUUUAACUCAGGAAUCAAGUAAAUGGUUGCUUCGGUUAAACGGAACAUUGAAUUUGAGUCGUUAUUCCAUUUUAACCGAGUUCGCUUAUUACAUGGAAAAAGAAUGUGCAGUAACACAUUUUUCGUUUUGUAUGUCGAUAUUGUCUUUCGUAUGGAUGCUUGAUGCCACGGAAUCACUGGAUGCAAUUUUGGAUAUUUGGGCCAAGUAGUGAACCAGUGAUGUUUAGUUUUGGAAAACAGGAAUCCAUUUUGGACAUUCUGGAAAGGGAAAAGGAAAAAACUAACUUUCGCAAAUCCUGAAGUAUCAGAUUGGUUCGUCUAUAAAUUAAUGAGCAGCAAAGAUCUAACGUAAACAAAUAUCUCAAGGAAUGUUGAACUUCAAUUGAGAUUUAAUUUGCAUAUGUACAUUAUUGGUCCAUU
Messenger RNA from Nomia melanderi (Alkali bee), 2058 nucleotides. RefSeq lists its product as uncharacterized. The record is from RefSeq and is a predicted model, not a curated record. Lineage: Eukaryota; Metazoa; Arthropoda; Insecta; Hymenoptera; Halictidae.